UUUUAUCGAUCGAUUAUUUCUAUUUUCUAUUACUUUUCCAAUUUUCAAACAUCCGUUUUGUAAUGUCUCAUCAUGUAUUUGGACUACUCCAGUAUAUGGAUGUCCUUUUGGAUUUUUUGGUUUUGGCCUUUUUGAAUAUUUUUUCGAAGUGGCAUUAACUCGAUAAGUUCUGAUGUCAACAUUUGUUUUUACUGCAUUUUUAAGAUCUAACUGCUCUGACCAAGGAUCUUGUAAAUUUCCAACGGGUGAUUUGUCAAUUAUUUGUUUAAGCUGUUUCGUUGCCUUAUCGUCUGGAGACUCUUGUUCAGGUUCUCUAAUAUCAAUAGUCUCGAGGUUCCGAAAGUCUUUUUCUUCUAUUUUCUCAAUAAUUUUACUUUCUACCAUCAUUACAUACUGAUUUUCGUUUUGAUUUUCAUUUUCUUCUUCCAUUUCUUUUAUUCUAGCUUUUCCACAAACUAUUGGACCAACUU
Messenger RNA from Meloidogyne enterolobii, 470 nucleotides. Lineage: Eukaryota; Metazoa; Nematoda; Chromadorea; Rhabditida; Meloidogynidae. The record is from the annotation of a GenBank genome assembly.